AUGGACUCGUCCAGAGGCCCAGCAGAGCCUGUCGCAAUUAUCGGGUUAAGUUGCAAAUUCUCUGGUGAGGCAACAACACCAGAAAAGCUUUGGCAGCUUGUCGUCAACGGAAGGGACGGUUGGAAACCUGUACCAAAGUCAAGGUUCAACGUAGAUGCAUUUUAUGACAAAAACCAUGCAAAAACUGGGAUGUCCAAUGUUGUCGGCGGUCAUUUCCUUGAGGAAGAUGUCGCCAGGUUUGAUGCAUCUUUUUUCAACUUCACCGCCGAGAUUGCGAAUGCGAUGGACCCACAGAUUCGAUUGCUUCUCGAGUCUGUGUUUGAAACUUCAGAAAACGCUGGCGUGCCGCUGCAGAAGCUGGCUGGCAGCGACACAUCCGUCUUCGUAGGGUCUUUUUCCAGGGAUUACCAUGACAGCCUGUUGCGUGAUCCGGACACGCUCCCAAGGACAACCCUUACCGGCAACGGGGUCGCGAUGAUGUCCAACCGAAUUUCGCACUUCUUCGAUCUCCGUGGCCCUAGUUUGACGACAGACACGGGGUGUUCCUCAAGUUUGGUGGCCCUUCAUUUGGCUGUGAAUAGCAUUCGAAAUGGAGAGUCGCGCAUGGCCAUUGUUGGCGCCUCAAACCUCCUUCUGAACCCCGAUCCAUUCAUUAUUAUGUCAAGCCUAGGAGUCCUCGGCCCGGAUGGCCGAUGUUUUGCGUGGGACAAUCGAGCGAACGGGUACGGUCGUGGCGAA
Colletotrichum navitas is the source of this 738-nucleotide messenger RNA. Its product is annotated as beta-ketoacyl synthase. The annotation marks the transcript as partial. Gene Ontology annotation, biological process: fatty acid biosynthetic process; secondary metabolite biosynthetic process. The transcript is spliced from 5 exons. Lineage: Eukaryota; Fungi; Ascomycota; Sordariomycetes; Glomerellales; Glomerellaceae. The record is from RefSeq and is a predicted model, not a curated record. Gene Ontology annotation, molecular function: 3-oxoacyl-[acyl-carrier-protein] synthase activity; fatty acid synthase activity.